Messenger RNA from Erigeron canadensis, 1324 nucleotides. RefSeq lists its product as uncharacterized. The record is from RefSeq and is a predicted model, not a curated record. The transcript has 11 exons. The coding region runs from base 346 to 1167 and encodes 273 amino acids. NCBI's taxonomy places the organism in Eukaryota, Viridiplantae, Streptophyta, Magnoliopsida, Asterales, Asteraceae. Gene Ontology annotation, molecular function: protein binding.
CUAAUUUCCCUCAAGGCCCCAACUACCGUCACUUUUCUCCCCCACCGGAAAUAGAAAAAAGAGUUCUAUUUGCCGGAACGUCGAAUUUCAGCCUUGAUACGUCAAAUCAGGGGUUGAAGGCUUCUUUCUAUCACAAGGAAGCUGUGUGAUUUUCAGAUGUCGUGCUGAUUACCGAGUUUCUUGGUUUGAAGUUUAUUUUGUCACUUGGUCUCCCAAUUGAAUGCAUAGUGCACCACACGUACCUGUGAUGCCUCUAACAAGUCAUUUGUUUCUCGGCUAAAGAUUUGGAUUUAUUUGGCUAAGAAGUUGAUUUUAUGAUAUCACAUACCUUAUCAGGCUCUAAAGAUGCUGAAGUCAUUGCUUCUGAGAGCUAAUUCGACAUGGAAAGUUCUUAAUCUUCCUCAGUACAUACAACAGCGAGGAUUGCAUACUAGAAAUAAGAUGGCAAUGGAAUACAUUGCAAAAGGUUGGAAUGCAUUGAAGGAGGUUGAUAGGGUGAUUGACUAUUGUGAACCAAGGGAUAAACGGCUCAUUCCUCACCUUAAGACUGCAAAGGAUAAUUUUGAAAUGGCUCUGGAGGUUGAUAAUACAAAUACCCAUGCUAGAUAUUGGUUAUCCAGACUGCACCUGAAAUACCAUGUGCCUGGGCAAUGUAAAGCUAUAGGAGCUGCUUUGCUGGUAGAAGCUGCAGAUAUGGGUGAUGCAGAUGCUCAAUAUGAGCUGGGUCGUAAUUUACGAAUCGAGAAUGAGGGUGUUGACACAGAUCAACAAGCUUUUUAUUAUUUGGAGAAGGCAGCUGACCAGUUGCAACCGGAUGCUCUCUACCUUCUUGGAGCAGUUUAUUUGACAGGCGAUUGUGUUAAGAAAGAUAUUGACUCAGCUUUAUGGUGUUUUUAUAGAGCUUCCGAUAAGGGUCAUGCUGGGGCAGCUAUAGCAUGUGGAUCUCUUCUUAUUAGAGGAUACGAACUUCCCACAUCUCUUACAAAGCUAAAUCUAAAGAAUGGGAAUAUGAGUAGAAAUCUAAGGAAGAAAACAAGUGAACCCAAACAUAAUCCAAUCGAAUUGGCAAGAGCACAGUUUGAAAAUGCUGCGAAUUUAGGAAGUGAUCUUGGAUUCAGAUGGCUAAAAAGACUCGAGGAGGAAGAGAAGCGUUUCCUGGCUGCAUAAAUUCAAAAUUAAUUCAUGUCACCAAAAUGGGUAUAAUUUGACAGAUGUAGUUUUUGCUCCUUAUGAACAUAGAUAAUAAGCAUAGCUUGUGAGUAUUCAACUAUAUACUUGUACUUUGUACCAGUUACUUUUAAUGUAGUACAUCAAUUUUCCACAA